AUUUAAUCUGUGUUCCGUCAAGGAACGGCGACGGAAGUCUCAUUGUCGUGACCGAGUGCCACCCCGCUGCAGCACACGAAAAAAAUUCGCACAAGCCCUUCGUCGCGAAAGCUCAUCGACGCUGAGAGUACCAGCAGCUUCUUCCUCCCAAGCACACAACAAAAGUUUCAGCAGAUCAUCUCGUUGCACCAGACUUCUGCUGAAAAAAAAGCAGAUGCUCCACGGGCAUUGCGUUUUUUGAAGCUCUUGCCUCCCCCCCGUCGUCGUCAUCCUCGUCGAGCCCACGACACGUAGGGCGCUAGCUGCAGACGCGGCACCACACCUCCGCCACGUGUCCGUCACGCAGCGACACCCCAAGAUGUGUGACGCAAUGGACGAGCCGCCGAGAGCGGCACGUCUGCUCGCCAAACCCGUCAAGACUUCCUCGGACGACAGCUGUUGGCUCGAGCAGUAUCGGCGGAACAAAGAGGAUCCGGUUCCCCCCUCCUCCACUUCUUCCAGCUGGCCGAUAACACUGCCUCCUCCUGCAAUCUUGUCUCGACCCUGGCGGAUGUGUUUUGGGAGUGAGAGAGGAUGAUGAGUGCUCUCGGUGAUGGUGCUGAGAAGCGCUUGCUUGAGUGUCCUAGUUUGAGGCAAAGGGUAGAUAGCCUUGUAAUGUGUGGGGCAUGGGCCAGAAGACAUUGGAGGCUUGUCGAGAAAGGGCCUACAUUCUACGCUUCCUAGGACUCCUGCCAUCAGUCCAGAUUGUCAGAUUCAAGAUGAGCAACGCUCCUCCAUCAAGUGAGAAGCCUCUCCUGACCUUUGGCGUCUUGACUGACGUCCAGUACGCAGACUGCGAUGACAAGCCAGCCGGGUAUGAUCCGUCGCUCAUACGCUACUACAGGAAUGCCCUGAACCAGGUGGAGCGUGCGUAUGCCCACUGGAGCCGGGUGCCAGGCGUGAGCCUAGUGCUGCAGCUGGGCGACCUGAUAGACUUCCACAAUGCGGGCUGCGGGCGUGGCCUGGACCGUGUCCUGGCUACCCUGUCCAACGACGGGUCGCUACCCACCUACCACACCCUGGGCAACCAUGAGCUCUACAACUGCACCCGGCGCGACCUGGUGCGGCGCUAUGUUUGCCCGCGCCUUCUGCCCAACUGGACGCCUCCUGCCACGGACGACCCGGUCUUUUACUACAGCUUCAGCCCCGUGCCGGGUGUGAAGCUCAUUUCCCUGGACUGCUUUGAGGAGAGCGUACUGGGCCGCGAUCCGUCGGAGCCGCGGUGGCAGCAGGCAGCGGAGCUGCUGACCAGGGUGCACGGCACGUCGGACCCACAGGCGUGGGAGUGGCCAGAUGCACUUUUGGGACUGGACAAGAGGUUCGUCGACUCCAACGGAGCACUGAGUGAAGCACAGUUGCAGUGGCUCAGUGCAGAGUUGACGGAGUCGGACGCUGCAGGCGACGUGGUCAUAGUCUUUGGCCAUCUGGCCAUCUCGCCCGCAAGCGCCAAUGCCGACUGCCUCCUGUGGAACUACAGGGACGUGAUGGACUUGUUUGAGGCGCACCCGUGCGUGGCUCUCUACCUGUGCGGACACACUCACCGCUGCGGCUAUGCCACGGACGCCCGCGGCACCCACUACAUGGCGCUGGCAGGGAUCAUCGAAACCGAACCCGAAAGUGUAGCCUUCUCCACGGUAUCCGUCUUUUGCGACCGGAUCGAAGUGGUUGGCUCCGGUCGUGAGGAGAGCCGGACCCUCGCAAUCCGUUGCCCGGAACCUGCGGUGGAGGACAACGCGGAGGAAGAACUUCUGGCUGCUGCAGCGUCUCCGCUCGCCGUUCGUGUUGCGGGGUGAUGUCUGCGUCGGUGUGCCUUCCUGCAGAGCUGUUGGCUUGUGCACUUGUACAUUUGAUCCGCUUGGCUUGCCACAAGUGAAUCGCAAGAAAUCAUUUGGUUGAGGAAGAGUGAGGCAGGGCUUUCAUUGACUGGCAACCAUGCUCUGUGUGAAAGGCUUUCACCUUUAGGGUUUAAAGGAGCUGGUGCUAGCUUCACCUUCCUCUUCCCAGUACAGGAAUUUUUUUGUAUCCUGGCUGCACGGUUUUUGUUCAUGUGUCAUUUUCGUCGCCAUGUAAACAAGCAUACUCGGUCCCCCUUACAACCAGUACUGUUCCAUGCAGGCAGAACAAGAGCCACCUCCUUUGUGCAUUUUAGCCAAUUGCGUUGAUAAUCUUUUAUCGCCUUCUCCCCAAUUUUUUUUUCUUCCCCAGAAAACAUUACAGCAUCCACGCAAUCGUAAGGUUCUGAAUAAUGCGAGGCAGUGGCAAUAUUCGAUCUAUCUGUGGGCUUGUGACUACUUGCAAGCAUUCUGUAGUGACUUCACACUUAGGCUUGCUGUGCACAUUCAUAUUCAUUAUUGAUUGAAUUCAAUGUGCUGCACAUGCGUCCUUAAUAUCCCUGUGCCACAUACUUGCAAGCCUGUAUGUUGCCAAGGGACCGAAUCAGCAGAGUCAGUGACAGGUCACUUCAGUGCUGCGAUAGGUCGAUUCAACAUUCCUUGACUUCUCUAGCCCGCUUUUAAAACGGUCAUAGUAGAGUGUUUUAGUUGAGCGCCUUUACGGUCCACUCCGCUCCGAGUUGCCCCGCUAAGGCCACAGCGAAGCAGUGGGUGAUGUUCAGCUUUUAGUUAUGCCUUUAGCGUAACGGAGUGAACCUUUCGUAGUUGCAGCGCCCUCUGGCCAAAUUCAGCAUAGUGAAACAAAAUAGCAAAACGUUUUGUCACAUUUACACAGUGAAACGAAUAUAUGUAACUUGUUUGUUUCAUGAAGUAUCUACACAAGCACUUGUAAUGCGUUACCAGUUCGUUUUAUCGAGCGGAAAAUGAAGCGUCAACUUGGUGAACGCUGCGCGAUAGCCAGCGAGGUUGCAUUCUGCAUCCAAUCUAAUCCUUUCUGAUGCCAAUGCGCUGACGACGCGCGCUCGCACGUCUAGUGCCUCGAUGCAAGGUGCAUUGAUGCACCCGCGAGAGAGGGUACGUGCAUCGAGCACCCUCGCUAGUGAAAGACAGCAGCGAUGCUCCGCUUAGGCAUCUUGUAAGCGAACCAUGUUUUUCACUCCGCUAGCCCGCUUGCGACUAAGCGGAGGGUGCAUGGGCAUUCGCACUUCUGCUCCACUUAGCCGCUGAGCAGAGUGUAAAAACGCCAAACUAAAACACUCUAGUAUUUCUAUCGCGUUUUUGGGAUGUUUAGCAUGGAAGACGUCGAUUGUAAAGACCAUAGAUUUGGGAAUGUACGAAAUAUAUUGAUGAGAAAUAUUUUUUGCCCUGAAAUACAUUCUGGUAUAUUUUCGUUUUACUUGUGUUAGCUCGAAAUUGUUUUCGUGGGGCUGGUCUUGGACUAUCUUGCCUUUAUCUUUUCAACUUCAUCGUAAACCAGUUCCUCAUUUUAGUUUUUCAUUUCGCACUAUUUUAAUUUUUUCCUAGGUUAGCUGAACUUGCUCCUAAUUAGCUGUGUGAGACAUCUGUUGAUGUCACCUUAAGAAUAGGAAUUAAUGAGUGUGUCCGACUUGUUUGAGCAUGAAGGUUUUAUAUUCGAAAGAUGUGCCAAUAAGUUUUAAAGUUCCUGGAAUGCACUGAUGUUUGCCAAAAGCAACACGUGCACAUAGCGCAACCAAAUGUACUUAUGCCCCGUGUGGAGCGUUUUGCCAUGUAGUACAUGUUGUGAGGUUUCAGUACCUCCUGUUUCUUGUGUCUUUCUUGUGUAUAUGUUGCCCGUGUUUUACCGGGAUGUGUUAUGGUUUUGGGACACAGCAGAGCUUCAUUGGAGUGGUACCUUGCGGGAAAAGAGAGCUGAUUAUUACGGUGGGCCUUUAUACAUACCACACUAUGUGCGAGGGUUUAGUAGCUUGUACUGCAUUUGUUUGGUAGAGGUUUUGCUGCACAUUGUCUCUGUUUUUGGAGGCAAGGGAGCAAAUUUUUGUUGAAUGCAGCCACCAUUGCCAUUUUUUCGUAAGCACUAAUGCCACAUCCUUACUUGGCCAUUUGUGUGUUUCUAGGGAAGUCUUGUGUUAGUCAUUUACUUACUAUCUUAGCACCAAAUGUCGCACACACACAUGCAUCAUGUCAUUCUAGAAUUUUCACUUUACACAAGCUGCCUCACAUAAUGCAUGGCAGUGUGUGGCUUUCUUAUUUAUUGCUCUGUUAUGGUUCACGUUUAAAUGUGUUUACUGCAAUGUCAAUUUGCCUUGCAUUUCUUUUUUUGUACUGCAUAAUAUGGGGAGCACGAAUCUCAGCAAGAACAGUUGAGCAGUAUUUCUUCUUCUGGCUUUAGUUUAAUAAAGUUCAUACAAAUGCUGCCACAUGCUUAUUCCUUCUU
This is a messenger RNA of Dermacentor silvarum, 4347 nucleotides long. Its product is annotated as manganese-dependent ADP-ribose/CDP-alcohol diphosphatase-like. Gene Ontology annotation, molecular function: ADP-ribose diphosphatase activity; CDP-glycerol diphosphatase activity; 2',3'-cyclic-nucleotide 2'-phosphodiesterase activity. Lineage: Eukaryota; Metazoa; Arthropoda; Arachnida; Ixodida; Ixodidae. The coding region runs from base 666 to 1832 and encodes 388 amino acids. The transcript has 7 exons. The record is from RefSeq and is a predicted model, not a curated record.